CAUCUAUCUGCUGCUCGUCACUGCAAACCCCGUCGAGCACGACACCCCUCUGCCAUGUCUGCCAUCCAGCUCGCAAAAAAGGCUGUUAAUCUCCCUCCGACCGUGCGCACCCUUGCGUCGGGUGUACCUGCUGCCCCUUACAUCAACCUUGCCGUCCGCGAGCCUGUGGGACACGGUCACGGGCACGGGCACGCUGUUGGCCCGCGGCAGGAUGUCCCUCCGAAGUGGGCGGGCAGCGUCACUGCUAGUUCAUCUGCGGGUUUGAUCUCUAAGAGUAUGGUAAAUGUGCCGACCACUGGUUUCUAUCAGAGGCGCCUCAUCCACUCGACCGUCCCCGCCAAGGUCGAGCCGCAAGUGCCCGACUUCUCGCACUAUGAGGCCAAGUCCGAGUCGACGAACCGUGGCAUCGCAUACCUCAUGAUCGGCUCGAUGGGCGUGCUGACCGCGUCGGUGGCCAAAUCUACGGUGACGGGCCUGCUGACGACGCUCUCCGCGUCCGCGGAGGUGCUCGCGAUGGCGAAGGUCGAGAUCGGAAUGGCGGCGAUCCCUGAGGGCAAGAACGUGAUCAUCAAGUGGCGCGGCAGGCCCGUGUUCAUCCGCCACCGCACGCAGGACGAGAUCCAGGAGGCGCGGAGCACGGACUGGAAGUCGCUGCGCGACCCGCAGUCGGACGAGUCGCGCACGAAGAAGCCGGAGUGGCUGGUCAUGCUGGGUGUCUGUACCCACUUGGGUUGCGUGCCGAUCGGUGAGGCGGGUGACUAUGGUGGAUGGUGCGUGAAAAGUGCCGUUGUGUUCUGCCCCUGCCAUGGUUCGCACUACGAUAUUUCUGGACGUAUUCGCAAGGGCCCUGCCCCCAGCAACUUGGAGAUCCCUCCGUACGACCUUGACGAGGCGGACGAAAAGAUUGUCGUUGGUUGA
This is a messenger RNA of Laetiporus sulphureus 93-53, 918 nucleotides long. RefSeq names its product ubiquinol-cytochrome c reductase iron-sulfur subunit. Gene Ontology annotation, biological process: mitochondrial electron transport, ubiquinol to cytochrome c. The coding region runs from base 55 to 918 and encodes 287 amino acids. The transcript has 5 exons. Gene Ontology annotation, molecular function: 2 iron, 2 sulfur cluster binding; quinol-cytochrome-c reductase activity. Lineage: Eukaryota; Fungi; Basidiomycota; Agaricomycetes; Polyporales; Laetiporaceae. Gene Ontology annotation, cellular component: membrane. The record is from RefSeq and is a predicted model, not a curated record.